AUGUCUACAAAGAGAGAUAGAAAAAGAAAGCCGUGGAGUGUCGAUCCGAUGACAAGGGCUGCUGAAGCGGUACGCAAGUCUAUGGGUUUUACGAAGGCAGUUAAAACCUUUGGUGUGCCAAGAACUACCCUGAGAAGGCUCGUCCAUAAUACUGAGUUGACGCCAGAACUAGUUGUACAGAAGCCGUUAGGCAGAAGGCCUCUGAAUUCAAAUUCGUUUAGUGGCACUUUCGCUUGCUUCAAAUAUCUCAAAAAACCAAGUUCCUCUGGCCUCAAAAUCAGCAAAGCAUGCCCACUACCUCCUAAAAAACAACGUAAAAAAUUAACCAUUGCAUAUUACUUCAGGAGCAUGGAAUGUACAUUUUGA
This is a messenger RNA of Acanthoscelides obtectus, 366 nucleotides long. The record is from the annotation of a GenBank genome assembly. NCBI's taxonomy places the organism in Eukaryota, Metazoa, Arthropoda, Insecta, Coleoptera, Chrysomelidae.